Molecule: messenger RNA, 909 nt
Organism: Parnassius apollo (apollo)
Lineage: Eukaryota; Metazoa; Arthropoda; Insecta; Lepidoptera; Papilionidae
Source: the annotation of a GenBank genome assembly
AUGAAACUUUUGAAAUUCACGCUAGCUACCCAACAAGUUAUUUUAAAACAUACAGGUGAAAAGAUUAGAGAAGAAAUUCAAGGUAUUUUACGGACAUUUCAGAUUCCACAAAAAGAUAUUGUUCUUGUGACCGACUCUGGCAGUAAUAUGAAAAGAGCUGCUGAUUUAUUGAAUAUGAAAAAUCAUCUUUGCCUGGGCCAUGCUUUGCAUAAUCUGGUCACCGUAGAUGGUAUUCAGAAUACUGAUGCGGUUCUUUGCCUUAUUAAUAAAUGUAAGAAAAUAGUCAAGCACUUCAGGUAUAGAGCUCCACAACUAGAAGCCGGUGCCAGCAAAGAACAACGUGAUCUGCUCUCAUCCUUUGAAGAUAUUGGUGUAAAUAUAAAUCACUCGGAUAACGAAGCUUCAUCGAGUGAUUAUGAACUAGAUGAGGUUUCGACAAGAUCUGACCCCAGCGCCCCUCCAACUAUAAAGACGAGUACACCAACGAGAUGGCACAGCAUGCUUAUGAUGCUAACAAGCAUCAGCCACAAUGCAAAUCGCCAACCCAUUAGAGACAUGUUGAUUGAUAUAGGUCGUAGUGCUCUUUUACUAGAUGAGAAUGAGUACAAUUUAACUACUAGGUUGACAUCGUUCUUUGAUAAGUUUAAGAAGACAGUAGAAUGCUUAAGCAAUGAAUCACAAAACACUAUUAAUUUAGCAUUGGUUUUUAAAUCAGAAAUUAGAAGGUUGCUAGAAGAAUACAACGACGAUGAACCUGUCACAGUCACUAGACUAAAAAACAACAUGUUACAACGUUUGGACCAUCGCUUUCCUGUUACAGACACCAUUGUGGCGGCUACUUUAUUGGAUUGUAGGUUUCAAUCAAUUAAGGAAAUCGACAUUUAUAUGGAAAGUCAAGACACCAAGUAG